Messenger RNA from Nipponia nippon (crested ibis), 702 nucleotides. The record is from RefSeq and is a predicted model, not a curated record. Lineage: Eukaryota; Metazoa; Chordata; Aves; Pelecaniformes; Threskiornithidae.
AUGUCCCUGGUGAAGAGUGAAGGCCCCAAACUGGUGCCCUUCUUUAAAGCCACUUGUGUCUAUUUUGUCCUCUGGCUGCCAACUUCAAGCCCCUCCUGGUUCAGUGCCCUCAUCAAAUGUCUGCCCAUAUUCUGCUUGUGGGUUUUCCUUCUGGCUCAUGGAAUUAACUUCUUAGUGUCACACCGGAGUGCCAGCCGCAUCCUAGCAGGACUCAUAUUCUCGGCAGUGGGAGACGCCUUUCUCAUCUGGCAGGAGCAGGGCUACUUCAUUCAUGGUCUGCUGAUGUUCGCCAUCACACACAUCCUGUACUCUUCAGCCUUCGGCAUGAAGCCUUUGGACCUCAAAGCCGGCUUGUUGAUGGGCCUUGUUUCCAGUUCCUGUUAUGCCUUCCUGUACUCCUACCUCUCAGGCCCAUUCACCUACCUGGUAGCUGUCUACAUCGCCUUGAUUGGCUUCAUGGGCUGGCGAGCGGUCGCUGGCAUGCAGCUCUGCAACGACCUCUGGACAUGGACCAAGCUCUCGGCCUGCAUCGGCGCAAUGCUGUUCAUGGUGUCGGAUCUGACCAUUGCACUUAACAAGUUCUGCUUUCCUGUGCCCUACUCGCGCUUCAUCAUCAUGGCUACUUACUAUGCAGCCCAAAUGCUUAUUGCACUAUCAGCUGUAGAGAGCAGAGAUGAAGAGGACUUCAGAAAGAGGAGCUAG